AUGUCUGCAGCCGAGCAAGCCGGGACGUCCUCAAGUUCUUCCUCCAACUCUUCUCGAAGACCCAAGGACCAGAGAGACAACAACCUUAAGCUGCUCAAGUCCACCAAGGCGCUGUCCACCAGCGCUAAGAGGAUCCAGAAAGAGCUGGCAGAAAUCACGCUGGACCCACCACCCAACUGCAGUGCUGGUCCGAAGGGUGACAACCUGUAUGAAUGGGUGUCCACCAUCCUGGGGCCGCCUGGGUCUGUGUACGAGGGUGGAGUUUUCUUCCUGGACAUCCACUUCUCUCAAGACUAUCCUUUUAAACCUCCUAAGGUGACAUUCCGGACCCGUAUCUACCACUGUAACAUCAACAGCCAAGGUGUGAUCUGUCUGGACAUCCUGAAGGACAACUGGAGCCCCGCCCUCACCAUCUCCAAAGUCCUGCUGUCCAUCUGCUCACUGCUUACUGACUGCAAUCCCCAUGAUCCUCUUGUCGGUAGCAUUGCCACGCAGUACACCAGUGCCAGGGAGGAGCAUGAUAGGAUAGCUCGCCAGUGGACUAAACGAUAUGCCACAUAGGAUGAUGCUAUGCUUUGUAAUGACAAUACUUGUUAAACCUGCUAGGUGUUAGCUAUCCAUUGGUUAAGUAUACUGCAUUGUCUUGUGGAUGAGUGAAUGGGGAUAAGUAUUUGUAAAGCAUAAAGGUAGAUGUGGUUGCUAAAUGAAUUCACUAUCAAUAUGUCUUAAUAUGAACUAAUAAUGAAGUACCAUAGUAGCCCUUUGUCAAGAAAAAAUAAAUAUCCUUGGUUAUGCAUCAUAAGGUACAGCAUUGAUCAUUUAGUCAUGGACAACUUAGAACAUAGAUGUAUUUGUGUUACAUGCUACACUUAUUUUGAUGUCUUACCGGUAUUGCUUUGACACUGUUAUGUUUAAGAAUGAAGCAAGACGUUGAAGACAUCUUAGGUUUAUACAUCACUGCUCUGUAUCUUUGUGCUUACAAGAAAGUGCCAGACAUUGCUGCAUGAUAAUAUAUGUAUGUUGAAAAGCAGUUAACUUACAUAGGUCCUAACAUACAUUUAAGCUUACAAAGAGGUACAUAAAUUAAUAGCAUUAGAAAUAGCCAAAUGUCUACCUACUCAUGGCACAGUUAGGCAACUUUUAAUGUAUGUGUUAUAUGCCUUGAUGCCCACUUAAGGUUUCUGGUAGAAUUUAUUUCCAGCAUAGAAACUGAAUGAAUGAGUGGACAUAGUCAAUAUUGCAGCUGAUAACAUAGUGGUGUAAAUCAAUGAGUUAGGCAGAUCAAGCCAUGUUCACUGCGGCAGCAAUUUAUUUAUUGCACUGACCAAUGAUCAGUCACAUCUGGUCACAUGAUAGUUCCUACAGCCACCUUUGACCAUUGCUGCCAUUUGUGUGGCUUGUAUGUUUGAUGCUAUAUGUAAGACAUUUAGGUUGGACCUCCAUACAUACAGAUUUGUCAAACUCUGUUCAAACAAAGUGAGUUGACACUAUGUGUUGAAUAACGGUCCAAUGCCUGUUCAGGAAAACAAGAACUUCCCACAAAAACAAACUGUUAAGUGUUUGUAGCCUGGUGCAAUUAUUUGCUGUUAUAGAAAUACCCUUGCCCUUGUAGAUCUACAGUGACAGGUUCUAAGUAAUAGUACAGCAUAUAUUCUUUACAUUUGUCCAUUGGUUUUGCCCAGUCCCUGUCUUUAUUGCUAAGCAAACAUAAAAACCUGAGUACCAAGUACUUAAUGCCUCAGCAUUGAAGUGAAUUUAGUAUUGAUUGAACUUUUGUAACUGUAUAUUUGCACAUCUAGUUCACCAUAUUACAGUAGCAAAGAAUAACAAGCUGCCAGUAUACUGCAGAACUGUUCUUAUUGGUAAGUACCACAUAAAUGGAGCACUGUGGAAGAAAAUCAAGUAUUAAGUUUUAAGAUGUCCAGUAUCAUGAGUAAUGUAGUAAAACUGCACUGUUAUGAGAAAUUAAAGGAACUUCACAUGAGUACAUGUAUUUCAUUUAUUGUUGUGUAAGGUAGUGACACAGUAUGAAAGUCUGUAAUGUUUUCUGAUAUGUACAUACAGUAGAUUUGAUGCAUUUGCCAAACUGAAAUAAACUUCACAUGUAUAAACUGCAA
Molecule: messenger RNA, 2117 nt
Organism: Branchiostoma floridae (Florida lancelet)
Lineage: Eukaryota; Metazoa; Chordata; Leptocardii; Amphioxiformes; Branchiostomatidae
Product: ubiquitin-conjugating enzyme E2 E1-like
Biological process (GO): protein polyubiquitination
Cellular component (GO): nucleus
Molecular function (GO): ubiquitin conjugating enzyme activity
Source: RefSeq, a predicted model, not a curated record